AUGCCCAAGAAGCACACCCCCUCGUACACGACUGCCAAACCCUCCUACGUCCACCCGUCGCUGCAGAGUUCGCGCUCCCCCGCUUCCUCUUCCACGUCGUCGGAGCCCCAGACCGUCAACCAGCGCAUACAACAGCUGCGUCGCGAACAAGCUCCCAGAGCAACGCCCGAACAGCGAGAUGAGCUCACAUCGGUAGUAAGCAGCCGUACUGUCCCGCCGGAGCUGCGGCGCAUAUUGCACAUACCCGAAGUUAAUGCUCCUAAACCAAAGGCCAACACACGGGCGCGAAGGGUCAUGGGCGGCGUGAGACCGCCCCCAGGUCCUGCCGCACCUACGAGCUGGUUGCAGACGAGUCGCCAUGCGCCAGCAUAUACGAGAAAGAGGAAAGCUGAGGCAGACAAAGGGGCCGUGAGGUUUGGAACGUUGGCCACAGUGACCAACCAAGAAUACAAGCGCCUGCCACCGCCGCGAAGCCUCGUCCACUACUGUCUACGGUCGUUUGCCCAAAAUUGGGAAGAGCUCAUCGAGUACGAACAACACUACAUAACAUCCCUACCGACCUCGCUGAAAGAAGCACUAUUGAGUUAUCUGACAUUAUACGGGGAGAAGGGAAGCCUGGACUUCAAGUCGCUCAGAAUUCUGUUCCAAGAUGAAGAGGGCACUGGUACAACAGGAUGGGAGGAAGUCCAAUUCCUCGAUCUCAGCGGAUUAUUGAGCGAACGCUUCAGGAUCAACGAUAUUGGAAAAUGCGUCAAGCGUCAUAGUGCUAUUACCACUAUGGAUGUUGCGGCCCUUCGCGUCACUGACGAAAUCGCCGAGUCCUGGGAAGAGGAAGUUCGAGAGAGCGUGACAAUUCCCUCAGUACCAGCGAUGAAGCUCCAAACUCCCUUUUUCAACAACUUGAGCCGACUGUCUCUUGCUCAUCCUGGGCAAUGGGCGUCAUGGCCCGAUCUACUUCGCAUCUCGCCGAACCUCAACAAGAUCACGCAUCUCUCCCUCGCUCAUUGGCCCCGUCCCACAAUGACACCAAACGCCAACACCACAUCGAUGGUUUCCCAACAAACAAGUGUUUCACUAGGAGGAUCACACUUCUAUUCCGAUCUCGACGAUGACUGGCAUGAAGCUACUAAUAUCUUACGUCGCUUUUCAAAAGAUACAUACUCGCUACAGUGGCUCGACUUAGAAGGCUGUAACUGGCUUAAAGCCUUGACGUCGCAUCCCGGUCGCACAGCUACGGAUACAAAUACGGAAUGGAACACACAAACUGGAAUUCCUGGUCCAGAUUGGAACGACGCCUGGCGCCGUAUAAUCUACGUGAAUUUCUUCCAAGGCUGGAUCCCAAGCGACAGUCAAAGUCUACAAAAUAUGCCUGCGGGCAUUGUACCAGUGCAAUUACUCCGCUGGCUAAGGGAUAACAAGGACAAGGAAGGUGUCAAAUGGCGUCUGAAUCCACAGGAAACCGGGCAUGCGGUGGCGGAGUGGGUGAAUAGAGAAAAAGUCGCUAGACUUGUUGGCAUGGACAUCCAGGGCAUCCGUAAACGAGGCGAGGGCGCCUGGUGUCGCAUCGACUUUGGAUGGGGAGCUUCUGGCGAGAGGGUGGUCUGA
Molecule: messenger RNA, 1605 nt
Organism: Alternaria arborescens
Lineage: Eukaryota; Fungi; Ascomycota; Dothideomycetes; Pleosporales; Pleosporaceae
Exons: 2
Coding region: 1-1605 (534 amino acids)
Source: RefSeq, a predicted model, not a curated record